GAGACUGUCUGCACUUGGACAAUGACAUACACGCUCCUAUUGUGGAUCCUAACCCUGACCGCCUCACUCGAGCCUACACUGAGUUUGGACUCUGUGUUAGAGGAUACGAAGGACUAUGAAUUGAUUCGACCUGUCAGACUGCACGCCAUAAAAAAGAGACACACAGAAGACUCAAGGCCAGAAACUCUUCAGUAUGCUAUGAAAGUGGAUGGAAAAAACAUUGAGAUGCAUUUAGAGAAGAAUAGGGCAUUACUCAGUAAAGAUUACAGUGAGACUUACUACCUAGAAGAUGGCACAUCAGUCACCACUUCCCCACAGGACAUUGAUCACUGCUACUAUCAUGGCAGGAUUGUGAAUGACAGCAGUUCAACAGUCAGCAUUAGCACUUGUGAUGGACUCAGGGGGUACUUCAGAACUUCCGCACAGAAGUACCUGAUCGAGCCUCUGUCGGGUGAGGAUGAGGGUGACCAUGCUGUGAUGAAAUACAAUGCCCAGAACUCAAAACUGAUGGUGUGUGGUGUCACCAACACCACGUGGAGCACCGACUAUGAGCCCCCCACCAGCCGCAGUCGCUCUCGAGCUGCAGGUCCAUCUCUUUUCCAGCAGCAGAAAUACCUUGAACUCUACAUUGUCGCUGAUCACCGUGAGUAUCUGAAGAUGAAGAAAGAUCAGGCAGCGCUGCGGAAGAGGAUAUUUGAAGUCGUCAACUUCGUCAACAUGGUGUACAAGCCCCUGCAUACCUUUGUUGCCCUUGUGGGACUCGAGGUUUGGUCAAAUGGAGACUUAAUCUCAGUGACACCACCAGCCGGGGCCACACUGGAUGCCUUCACCAAAUGGAGGAAUACUGAACUGGUCAAGAAGAAACAACAUGACAAUGCCCAACUCAUCAGUGGCAUAGACUUUGACGGUGCAACGGUGGGACUCGCUUUCAUUGGGACCUUAUGCUCAGACCUCUCGACUGCAGUGGUGCAGGAUCACAACUCAAGGUCUAUUGCAGUGGGUGCCACAAUGGCCCAUGAGAUGGGCCACAACCUGGGCAUGCACCACGAUGACUCAAGCAAAUGUGUUUGUUCUGCGAAAAGCUGCAUUAUGGCAGCAGCCCUAAGCUGGGACAUUCCUCGGUCUUUCAGUAGCUGCAGCACAAACUACUACGACAGUUUCCUGUUGUCUCGAAACCCCCAGUGUCUGCUGAAUAAGCCGGACAACAAAGAGCUGGUGUCUCCCCCUGUCUGUGGAAAUGGGUUUUUAGAGACGGGAGAGGAGUGUGACUGUGGCACCGUAGAGGAAUGUAUAAACCCGUGCUGCAACGCCACCACCUGCACACUCACCGAGGGCUCGCAGUGUGCUGCAGGAGAGUGCUGCGGGGACUGCAAGAUCCUACCUCGGUCCAGAGAGUGCCGUAGAAAGAAUGACGACUGCGACCUUGCAGAGUACUGCGAUGGGGAAAGCUCCACCUGUCCCGAGGACGUCUUCACUGUGAACGGCUUUCCCUGUGAUGGAGGACAAGGCUACUGCUACAAUGGACAAUGUCCAAAGAGGGCAGACCAGUGUGUGAAGAUGUAUGGGCCAACUGCUGUAGAGGCCAGUAAAUCCUGCUACAACAACAACAGAAGAGGUGUCUAUUACGCCUUCUGCAAACGGCCCCCAAACAACCAGUUCAUCCCCUGUCAGCCACAAGAUGUAAUGUGUGGGAAGCUCUUCUGCAGCAACGGUAAUGCAAACCCAAACUAUGGCAUCAUGGUCACGUUCAGCAACUGCAAGGCUGCUUUCUUCAAAGACUACAAAAGCGACAACGGCCAGGUGGACACUGGGACGAAAUGUGGAGAAGGAAAGGUGUGCAGCCAAAAUGAAUGUGUGGAUCUCCAGAUGGCCUAUAGAGCUGUUAACUGUUCGGCAAAAUGUCCAGGCUAUGCUGUGUGUAAUCACAAAAGCCUGUGUCAAUGUGAACCUGGGUGGUUGCCUCCGAACUGUGAUACAAAGGACGGAAGCGCCAGUGGCCUUUCGACAGAGGGGGUGACGGCCAUAGCGGUGGUCAUUUCGCUGUUGAUUCUGGGUGCUAUCGCUGGAGCUGUAGGGUUCCUCUGGAAGAGACGCCAAGGUCCCACCUUACCGACAACUGUGGUCACCCAGAAGAAGCACCAUGCAAUGGACAACCCUACCUUCAACCACAACCAAAGACCAGUUCCCAGUCAAAGCACUGCGAUUCCACAGACCAAAAUUGUAAGACCCAAAGGAGCUCCACCUCCACCGCCUCCAGCAGGGAACAAACCAAAACCCCCUGCCCAGAACUACGUAGCUGCACGACAGGCUUUGAGACCAGUUCCUCCUCCAAAGGUCUGAUCUUUGGUUGCAGUGCCACCCAACUAUUAUGCUGCAUUCCCAGUGCAGGUCUGCUGGCAAUGCAGGGCAGAGAGCGGUGUUAUCAACAUCCUUCCUACAGACUUUGAAUCAUGUGGACAUAUCUUUUUCUCCAAAUUGCACACAAACCCAACCUGUAAGGUUAGGAGAUAAGCUGCAAAAAUGCACCACCCCCACCCCCCGAAAUAUGAGCCAUGUCAUUUUGCACACUUUAUCUGUUUAUCUGUCAAUGCUUUGUUACAGAAUACUGCUUAUAAAUAUAGUGUUUGAGAUUUAUUUAUAGUGUUCAUAAUAAAACAAAGCAGGUUCGAAAGAAGGGAGUCCAUACAUAUGUAGCUUGGAAUAAUCUGUUGUGAUGGUCUUGAUAGUUUGACUCAUUUCUGUGACAUCGGACGCUGUCCAACAUGUCUAAAUACAAAAAUAGUAAAAACUCUCCCUCCGUUUGCAUUUAGGUGCCUUUGGGCAAGGCAGCCCCCCCACACACACACACCCAAUAAUCUAGCAAAACAUUUCAAUGCCAACUACAUGAUUGUAUAGGUGUCAAUGUGUGACUAUAAACAAAAAGCAGCAUACAUGUUAAGCAAUUUACUGCAAAAAAAAAUAUAUGGGUUUCAUUAAAACAUGUAAAAAAACAUUUGAGUUGGCAAGCACAUGACAAGAGAGAACCAGUAACA
Lampris incognitus (smalleye Pacific opah) is the source of this 3032-nucleotide messenger RNA. RefSeq names its product zinc metalloproteinase-disintegrin-like berythractivase. Bases 22 to 2340 code for a protein of 772 amino acids. Lineage: Eukaryota; Metazoa; Chordata; Actinopteri; Lampriformes; Lampridae. The record is from RefSeq and is a predicted model, not a curated record. Gene Ontology annotation, cellular component: plasma membrane. Gene Ontology annotation, molecular function: metalloendopeptidase activity. The transcript is spliced from 22 exons. Gene Ontology annotation, biological process: proteolysis.